AUGCUGACCACGUCUUCAGUGUUUUUGCGAACCCUCGCAGAGUGUGGUAUCACUCAUGCGUUCGUGAAUUGGGGCUCUGACCAUCCGGCAUUGCUCGAAGAACUCGAAAGACAGCGAAUCGAGGAUGGGAAGACUUCACCGCUUAUCGUAACGUGUCCGAAUGAAAUGGUCGCGCUGAGCUCGGCGCAGGGAUAUGCGCAGGUGACUGGGAAGCCAGCUGUGGUUAUUGUGCAUGUCGAUGUGGGCACCCAGGCUCUAGCCGGUGCUAUUCACAAUGUCGACCGCGGGCAGACGCCCGUCCUCAUAUAUGCGGGUGCUUCGGCAUUCUCCAGCGAUGGAGAAUUGAAAGGAUCAAGGAAUGAAUGGAUAAUGUGGAUUCAAGAUGUUCCGGACCAGGCAGCGAUAGUCCGCCAGUAUAUGCGUUAUACAGCGCAAAUUAAUAGCAGUCACACUGUCGCUGAGGUUGUCAAGCGAUCCGUACAAAUUGCGACCAGCCAUCCGAAAGGGCCCGUUUAUUUGUGGGGCCGGAGAGAAGUCAUGGAGGCUGAAGUCGAUGCCUUCGUACUGGAUGCUACAGGAAAAGAUCUCCACCAGUGGCCGUCCGUUGAGGCGACUGCUUUGGCCCCAAAAGCGCUGGCCACCAUUGCUACUACCCUCUUGACUGCUGCGAAUCCUCUUAUCAUCACCUCUUCUCUCGGCCGAAAUGUGAAUGCUGUGGAGCCGUUGCUCGUUCUCUCGACUCUUCUUGCGAUUCCGAUUUCUGUCACUUGCCCUUCAGCCGUCAGCGUCCCUUUCUCUCAUCCCUUCCUCUCCGGCAUUUCGUACCUUCAAUCGAAUACUUCUAAUAGCCAUCUUGCGAAUGCCGAUGCCAUCCUUAUUAUCGACUCGGACUUACCAUGGAUUCCUGCUCUGGCGAAACCCAACGACGAAGCCCGGGUCUUCGUUGUCUCGGGUGCGGACCCACUCAAAGCAUCGUCCAUCGGCUCAUGGCACGUUGCAGCAGAAAUGAUCUGCCAGGCGGACGCCCAAGUGGCCCUUACGCAGAUAGUGGAGCGCGUCAGGCAGCUUGACGAACAGAGAGGGAGCGUUGGGGAGCAGAUUCUUGGGAGCAGGAUUGUGCAAGAGCGAGGGCAGCAGCUCAAAGAUGCCCAUGCUGCAUGGCUUGAAACUUUGGUCAAUCGAGAGCGGGAAUUUUCGGGAGACCAUUUGACUGUUCCGAACGUCAUUGGGGGAUUGAGAAGAGCCAUCGAAUUGCAUACACCAAGUCGUGGGAUGAAAACGCUGGUCCUAAAUGAAAGCAUAAGCAAUUUUGGACCAGUAUGGGAGCAUCUACGCCCGACGGUCCCAGGCAGUGUGCUGACUUCCGGUGGUUCGUCUUUAGGUUGGGCUUUGGGAGCGUCCGUCGGCGCUUAUAUUGGAGGCAAGGUGAAAAGCUACCAGGUCCAAGGAACUCAGCCAUACGAACUUGUUGUGGCAAUUGUAGGAGACGGAUCGUUUAUGUUUGGUGUUCCCAGUUCUGUCUACUGGAUGGCUCGAAAGUAUGACACACCUUUUCUGACCAUCGUUUUGAACAACGGCGGUUGGAAGUCUCCUAAGCUCUCUAUGCUGGGUGUAUACCCCUCAGGUCUAGGUAGUCAGGCUAUUGGCGAGCGACUCUCUGUAGGAUUCGGUCCGGAUAGCCCCGACUUUUCGCAGAUUGCUAUAGCCGCUUCCGGCGGUUGGGCUUGGGGUAGGCGAGUGGCUGGCAGUGAUGCUACAGCUCUGGAAGAGGUCUUGGAAGAAGCAGUCAAUGUUGUUGUGAAGGAACGCCGAUGCGCUAUCCUUGAUUGUAUAUUGGAGUCCAUCUGAUGAUUUCAUACUCUCAGUGAGCGUUGACCGUCAUUGAACCUUAAAGAGCUGCCGAGUUCUUUAACGCCGCAAGAGAAAGAAAAUCUGAUUGACCUUUGUGG
Guyanagaster necrorhizus is the source of this 1949-nucleotide messenger RNA. RefSeq names its product thiamine diphosphate-binding protein. Gene Ontology annotation, cellular component: acetolactate synthase complex; mitochondrion. Gene Ontology annotation, biological process: L-valine biosynthetic process. The record is from RefSeq and is a predicted model, not a curated record. NCBI's taxonomy places the organism in Eukaryota, Fungi, Basidiomycota, Agaricomycetes, Agaricales, Physalacriaceae. The transcript has 6 exons. Gene Ontology annotation, molecular function: thiamine pyrophosphate binding; magnesium ion binding; flavin adenine dinucleotide binding. Bases 1 to 1848 code for a protein of 615 amino acids.